AUGCGUUUUAAUUUUUUUCUAUUAUUUCUUUCACAUAGACAACCUCAAACUAACAGCUCCCUUACAUCAUGCAAAUAUGAAGAUAAAUGUCAUGAUCAUAGUGAAUAUCAUCGAGCAAAAUAUUCCCAUCCUCAAAAUGAAAGUUCUCGCAUACAAAGUAGAUAUGAUACAAAACGCAACGAUUAUGGUGAAUCAAAUCGUGGAAAAUAUUCACAUUCAAAUAUGUCGAGUUAA
Adineta steineri is the source of this 234-nucleotide messenger RNA. The record is from the annotation of a GenBank genome assembly. Lineage: Eukaryota; Metazoa; Rotifera; Eurotatoria; Adinetida; Adinetidae.